This is a messenger RNA of Acanthamoeba castellanii str. Neff, 1674 nucleotides long. Its product is annotated as zinc knuckle domain containing protein. The transcript is spliced from 6 exons. The coding region runs from base 1 to 1674 and encodes 557 amino acids. Lineage: Eukaryota; Discosea; Longamoebia; Acanthamoebidae. Gene Ontology annotation, molecular function: nucleic acid binding; zinc ion binding. The record is from RefSeq and is a predicted model, not a curated record.
AUGGAGGAGGAAGAGGAAGACGAUCUAGACGCCCCGCACGCCUCCCUUCAUCGUCAUCAUCAUCCCGAAUCGCACAUCCAGAGUAGCGCCUCUACUUCCAACGCCGCCGCCCCCCUGCCCAUGCCCCUGCCCACCGACGACGACGACGAGAGCUCGACGAAGAGCACCAGCGCGCCGCCGCCGCCCAAGGAGGCCACCGCGGCCGGCGACGGCCCAGACAAGGCGACGGCCAAGGGCGAGAAAAAGGAGGAGGAGGAGGAGGAGGACGGGGAGGUGGUGGACGAGAAGCGCAAGGCCGAGCUGGCCAGGGAGAAGGACGAGGAGGAAGUGGCGCAGCUCGUCAACAUUGCCACCGAGACCAAGGGGCAGGGAGGUGCGUCGAGCCGGCGGUAUUGGGGAUCGGAGACCGACAACGCCACCGUGUGCUUCAACUGUGGCGGCACCGGACACUUUUCCCGCGACUGCAUCGAAGCCAGGGGCCUGGUGAUGGUGUGCACGACGUGCAGUCAGGUGGGACACUCCUCGCGCCAGUGCCCCGACACCACCAUCUGCAACCGCUGCAACACUCUGGGACACUUUGCCCGGGACUGCCGGGGGCGGGAGCGGGAGAGCGCGGAGGCGGCUCGGCGCCAGAAGCGGAGACGCAGCGACGGGGAGGCCCUCCUGGGACAGCCCGCCGCCGCCGCCACGCCCGGCAGCAACGGGCGCGGCACGCGUGGGCUGUCCCUCGGCGGCGGCGGUGACGCCUCCAAGCUGGUCGACUUCGAGGUCCUCAUGCGCAGCCCGACCCGCAAGCUCUUCUGCUUCAACUGCGGCGGGGAGGGACACCUCGGCUCCAAUUGUAAUUUGGCGAGUAUGGAGAAGCUGGGUGGCGGGACGCGCACGCCGCCGCGGCCGCGCAUGCCCGAGGGCGUGUGGAUGUCGCCCAACGCGAUCGAGGACCUGACCGUCGACGAGCACCUGCGCCCGCGCAAGCGCAAGUCGCUGAGUCAGCUCCGGCGACUCGAGGAGCGCGCCGGCAACGGAAACGGCGGCGACGGCGACGAUGACGAGUACGCGCGGCGCAAGGCGCGGCGCGAGAGCCGCGAGGUGGCGCGCGACAAGCGGAAGCAGCGCGAGGCGGCCCACUCGGCGGAGGCGGAGCAGGCCGGGCUCGGGGAGCUGGCGAGCGAUCGCCCGACGAAGAAGCGGCGGAGGGCGAGCGACGAGGGCGAAGAGGCGGCGACGAAGAAGGAAAAGAAGAAGAAAACGAAGAAGACGAAGAAGACGAAGAAGAGCGAAGAGAAAAAGAGCGAAGCGGUGGCGGAUAGCGAUGACGGGGGGGAGGCGGCGGUGGAUCAGCCGAUGAGCCGACAGGAGAUGCUGGUGAAGAAGCGGCGCGUGUUCGAUCUGCUGGGCAUCGCGGACGACGACGAUCUCGACAAGAAGCUCGCAGAGGCGCAGGAGAAGCCCGAAAAGAAGAAGAAGAAGACGAAGAAGACGAAGAAAACGAAGAAACACGAGGAAGGGGAGGGAGUCGGUGGCGAAGAAGAGGAAGGCGAAAAAAAGAAGAAGAAGAAGAAGAAGUCGACCACGACAAGAGGGGAGGACAGCGCGGAGCUGCUCAACAUCACCGUCACCGUGAACAACAACACCGGCGGCGGCAGGGACGACGUCAUCGUGAUCGACGACUAA